Rhinolophus ferrumequinum (greater horseshoe bat) is the source of this 889-nucleotide messenger RNA. Its product is annotated as mitogen-activated protein kinase 8-like. The transcript has a single exon. Bases 65 to 778 code for a protein of 237 amino acids. Gene Ontology annotation, cellular component: nucleus; cytoplasm. Gene Ontology annotation, molecular function: JUN kinase activity; ATP binding. Lineage: Eukaryota; Metazoa; Chordata; Mammalia; Chiroptera; Rhinolophidae. Gene Ontology annotation, biological process: protein phosphorylation; JNK cascade. The record is from RefSeq and is a predicted model, not a curated record.
CGGGCUUUCUGCCGGCUUCUCAGUGAAUUUUUGGAUGAAGCCAUUAAAUUAAUUGCUUGCCAUCAUGAGCAGAAGUAAGCGUGACAGCAAUUUUUAUAGUGUAGAGAUUGGAGACUCUACAUUCACAGUCCUGAAACGAUACCAGAAUUUAAAACCUAUAGGCUCAGGAGCUCAAGGAAUAGUAUGUGCAGCUUAUGAUGCCAUUCUUGAAAGAAAUGUUGCAAUCAAGAAGCUAAGCCGGCCAUUUCAGAAUCAAACUCAUGCUAAGCUGGCAUACAGAGAGCUAGUUCUUAUGAAAUGUGUUAAUCACAAAAAUAUAAUUGGCCUUUUGAAUGUUUUCACACCACAGAAAUCCCUAGAAGAAUUUCAAGAUGUUUACAUAGUCAUGGAGCUCAUGGAUGCAAAUCUUUGCCAAGUGAUUCAGAUGGAACUAGAUCAUGAAAGAAUGUCCUACCUUCUCUAUCAGAUGCUUUGUGGAAUCAAGCACCUUCACUCUGCUGGAAUUAUUCACCGGGACUUAAAGCCCAGUAAUAUAGUAGUAAAAUCAGACGGCACUUUGAAGAUUCUUGACUUUGGACUGGCCAGGACUGCAGGAACUAGUUUUAUGAUGACACCUUAUGUAGUGACCCGCUACUACAGAGCGCCUGAAGUCAUCCUAGGGAUGGGCUACAAAGAAAACGUUGACAUUUGGUCAGUUGGGUGCAUCAUGGGAGAAAUGAUCAAAGGUGGUGUUUUGUUCCCAGGUACAGAUCAUAUUGAUCAAUGGAAUAGUUAUUGAACAGCUGGGAACACCAUGUCCUGAAUUCAUGAAGAAACUACAACCAACAGUAAGGACUUAUGUUGAAAACAGACCUAAAUAUGCUGGAUAUAGCUUUGAGAAGCUCUUCCC